AUGUCGUUCAUCCCCACCGAUUCACAACUCAUCAGGUUUAUUCUCCACGAUUCUGCCCCGAAUUUUAUUAUUACUGAUUGCGAUCUAUUUGGCCAGGAAGAGCCCUGGGAAAUCUGGGACAGAUAUCUAGGGUUUCUAAAUCAAUACAACCCAGAUGAACUCUACUUCUUCAUGCCUUCGCUGAAGAAAUUGAGCCGGUCUAAUGGUGGUUCAAGGAUCAGCCGAACAAUUGGCGGUGGUAGUUGGACUCAGAAGGAGCCAAUCAAGUUUGUGUGCGACGAGGGCAGAUCAAUUGGGGUGAAGAGAAAGCUUAGAUAUCACAACCAAGGGUCAGAUCAACAUGUGCAGUGGUGUUUGGAUGAGUAUACUAGUGUUGAGGUUGCUAAUUCAUGUGCAAUUUUCCGGCUCCGGAAAAACGAGCGACAAUACAAAUCACUGUGUGGUAUUUGUGUGGAAGACUUCUUUCAGCCUCUACCAUUAGGAAUGUUGGCGUGA
Rosa rugosa (rugosa rose) is the source of this 495-nucleotide messenger RNA. RefSeq lists its product as uncharacterized. The record is from RefSeq and is a predicted model, not a curated record. Lineage: Eukaryota; Viridiplantae; Streptophyta; Magnoliopsida; Rosales; Rosaceae. Gene Ontology annotation, molecular function: DNA binding. Gene Ontology annotation, biological process: regulation of DNA-templated transcription. The transcript has 2 exons. The coding region runs from base 1 to 495 and encodes 164 amino acids.